GGGAAGGAGGGGGUUAAGGAGUGUCUCCUCCUCCAUUCUCCUCCCUGCUCUAGACUGUGGGGAAAUUCCCAACUCUGACCCACAGUUUCAUCACUAAGAAGCUCAGCGCAGGCUUGGGAAAACUUGGUUUCCUAUCGGUAUUGAAGUCAGAGCUGGAAGGGCCCUUAGAACACAGGGGGUCGGAGCUGAGAAGGAGGCGCUUAGAACAUGGAAGGCAGAACUUGGUAGGCCCUUAGCACACUGUGUCAGGGCCGGCGGGCCCUUCGAAAGCAGAGCUGGGAGGAAGGAGACCCCACAGUUCGACCCCAUGGCAAAGAUGGGGCAGCUGAUACCCGCAGUUGGGAAAGGAGCUCGCCACCCACUGCCAUUGGCCCCGAGGCCUGUGCCCUUGCCACGGCGGCCAAUUAGUCGGUUAACUUAUAAUGAAGUUCAACCCCGAGGGUUGGGGGGAAGGGAGGGCAGAACCGCAGCGAACCUGGCUCAGGGCCAGGACUCCCAGCUCAGUAAAUAAACUUGAAAAGCCCCAGGAGUCCAGUGCCACGACCUCGGGUUUCCCGUCUCUGCUGUCCCAUGCCCCCACUGUGUGAGCUCGGAGCGGUCCCUUCAUCCUCCCGCCCUCAGUUUCCCCAGCUGAGGGCACUGUGGUCGGGGACAGAGUGGUCAGCAAGGCCUGCGCUGAGAUUCUCCCCCCGCCGCUUUCUUGUAGCCUGUGAGCCGCAGCGAGUCACACUCUUCCCCAGCCUCCGGAGGUUUCGCGUUCUCUCGGGAAAAUGGGGACAGACCCUCCCCAGAGGACGGUUGGGAGGCGCUGGUGCAGGGGCUCGGCCCGCUUGAAAGCGGGAUGGUUGUAAGCGGGGGGCGAGAACUCCAGGCUCCGGAGUGAGGGAGAUGCAAUUCCGGCCCGGGGGGGCAGGGUGAAGGUCAGCGGGCCGGACUUUGCCGAGACCGUUCCCUGAGCCUAGGAGGGGCAGGCGGGGCCCUCGAGGCCUCAGGUUGUUGGCGCAUAGGUGAGGGGGAGUGGCAGGAAGGUCGCAGAAGGCCGGGUGCCACGGCAUGGGGAGAAGCACCGGGAUCGUCGGGACGGGCGGCCUCGGAUCCGCUCCCAGGAACCCGGACCCCCAAAUCUGGGCGGGGGAAGGGGAAGCUCUUCCACGUGUUUGUUUUUCUUCGCCGCUGCGCUCCGCCGUUAGCCACGCCCACAUCGUCGCGCCAUUGGCCGCGCCUUCUCAAGGGCUCGCGGCGCGGAGUCGCGAUUGGUCGGAGGCCUCUUCUCGGCCCGCCCUCUCGCGGUAUAAAGGAAGCUGCAGGCGCUCUCGGGAAGUAGAGCCUCCGGUGAGGCGGCCUGUGGUAGCGGAAGCUUACGUGCUCUGGCCUCCGCCCCACUCUUGCCCAUCUCCGGUAUCCGCGAUGAUCUUCGACAAGGUGAAGCGCUUCGCCGUCUUGCUAGACGGACCCGAGCCCGAGCCCGCAUUCUGUGGCGGCCAGGCCGUGUCCGGGACGGUGCUGCUGGAGCUGGCGGCCCCGGCGCGGGUGAGAGCCCUGCACCUCCGAGCCCUCGGCUGCGCCCGGGUGCACUGGACCGAGUCCCGCAGCGCCGGCUCCAGCACCGCCUACACGCAGAGCUACAGCGAGCAGGUGGAACUGGUGAACCACCACGAUAUGCUGCUGGCCCCAGACUCUGGGGACACAACUACCUUACAACCGGGAAGGCACGAGUUCCCCUUCAGCUUCCAGUUGCCCACGACUUUGGUGACCUCAUUUGAAGGGAAGCAUGGGAGUGUUCGUUACUGCGUGAAAGCUAAGCUCCAUAGACCCUGGGGUACGGCCAAACGGGCCAGAAAGGAGUUCACUGUGAUCGAGCCCAUCGACAUCAACACUCCUGCUCUGCUGGCGCCUCAAGCAGGUGUGAAAGAGAAGAUCGCCAGGGCCUGGUACUGCAAUCGAGGCCCAGUUUCCAUUACAGCCAAGAUUGAUAGGAAAGGCUAUACCCCAGGUGAGGUCAUCCCCAUCUUUGCUGAGAUAGACAAUGGCACUAGUCGGCCCGUUGUGCCCAAGGCUGCCAUUAUCCAGACCCAGACCUUUGUUGCUCGAGGGGCCCGGAAGGAGAAGAGAUCAGUGGUGGCGAGCAUUGUGGGGGAGCCCGUUGCUGCAGGGAAACGGGAGCUUUGGCAAGGGAGGGCACUGAAGAUUCCUCCCGUGGGACCUUCCAUUCUGCAGUGCCGAGUCCUGCGUGUGGAUUACACUCUCAAGGUGUGUGUGGACAUCCCAGGCACAUCCAAAUUGCUCCUGGAGCUGCCCCUUGUCAUUGGAACCAUCCCCCUGCAUCCAUUUGGCAGCCGGACAUCCAGCGUGGGUAGCCAGUAUAGUGUCAAUCUGGACUGGCUGCAUAUGGCCAUCCCUGAACAGCCUGAAGCUCCCCCAGAGUACUCUGAAGUGGUGUCUGAGGAGACCAGCCCAGGCCUCUCGCCUCCACCCCAGGAGGCUGGCAGCAGCCAGGCCCUCGAGGGCCCCUUCUUUGCCUACAUCCAGGAAUUCCGCUACCGUCCGCCUCCCCUGUACUCUGAGGUGGAUCCAAAUCCUCCCUUGCAGACCAUUCGGCGGCGAUGCAUGACGUGUUGAGGCCUGAGACAGCGUCUUGAUUCUGACCAGAACCAGUCCCCGGGAUCCGGGGAAGGCUUCCCGGCUGGAGCGAGGCCCAGGAGCCCCACUGUCCCACGCCAGAGCAGGCAGCUGGAGCGAGCUCCGGCCUUGGGUGGCGAUGCCAGGGGGUGGGGAGUCUGCUCUCCGUGACUUUAGGACCUGGCUGCCGAGUUCCUCCUUUUUCUCUGGCCCCAAGCUGCUUUCGGGUGAAGAUGGUCCCUGACGUGAGACCACCUUGUUCUGUUCCAAACUUCUCCUCCAACUUGGAAUUAGGAGAGCAAUCUUACACGAUCUUCUUGAAGAUUACAGAGAUGAGGUCCCUCGAGGGGUCUAAAAGGAAAACUGUGACUCGGCCAAAGGCACCUGUUGAUCAUACAUGAUGGAGUCCCCACUAGAAGCAAGGCCAUCUCUCCCCAGCCUGGGGCUCUCACCUACGGACUGCCUCAUUUUGGACUGAGGACCCCUGAGAAGGCUGGGACAGCAAGGGCUUAUGGGGCUGGCCCUAUCCACUGAGCCCAGGAGGGGGGAUGGAGUUAGAAGAGACAGAGCAGACAGGGCUUUAAGAGGGAAGGAUGGUCUGGGGUGCUAAAGGUGAGCAUGGCCAGGGCUUGAGCAGUCCCUGUGAAGCUGGUGCUAAAACUGGGCGGGACCAAAGGGGCUUCCCCCGGCCCACCUGGGUCUCAGAGCCCAGGUGGCUGCCCACCACAGUGCCCAACUCAAACCUAGGCAGUGCUAGCUCCUUCCUUUCAUGAGCAAGUAUACACUUGGCCUUGACUACAAACACACACUCAUCUGCACUGUGGUUUUGAUAAAAUCAAAGAACAUUCAGGGGAGGUUCCUUCUCUUUUUGUACAGUUGUUUGAAAAUAAAUAAAGGUGAAUACCAGAUUUUCUACUGA
Messenger RNA from Antechinus flavipes (yellow-footed antechinus), 3538 nucleotides. It is a transcript of the gene ARRDC2, whose product is annotated as arrestin domain containing 2. NCBI's taxonomy places the organism in Eukaryota, Metazoa, Chordata, Mammalia, Dasyuromorphia, Dasyuridae. The transcript is spliced from 8 exons. Gene Ontology annotation, cellular component: plasma membrane; cytoplasm. Gene Ontology annotation, biological process: protein transport. The record is from RefSeq and is a predicted model, not a curated record. Bases 1054 to 2619 code for a protein of 521 amino acids.